GCAUUCCAUGCACAACAGACACAGAGACACCCUGGCAGUGUGGCUUUAGUGUCGACGAGUGUGAAGAUCAGCGAAGAUCAAACUAGCGAGUGCAGGUUGACCCCUGAGCGUCGCCUACUUUUUCCCGUCAAGGAUACAGCUGGCUGGCUCAGGGCACCAUUGCAGUACUCCCGUUGCACUCCUCAACAACCUUGCCAGGACCUCCAAUGUCACAAUUCUGUACAAUGCCAGCUGGAGAGAAGAAGAAGCACGCAGCAGCUAUUUGUCGAGAAGUCCACAGUACCAAUGGUGACGUGAUGGAUCUGGGAAAGAAGCAUAGCACCCCCAAAGAUAUCAUGUUGGAAGAACUGUCGCUGCUCUCAAACAGAGGUUCACGCCUGUUCAAGAUGCGUCAGAGACGCUCGGAAAAGUACACGUUCGAAAGCAUACAAAAUGAGGCCAAUGCGCAGCUUAACAAUGAUAUCCUGGCCCAGAGUGCAAACAUGAUUGAAAUUAAAGUGGAUGCGCCAACCAAUGGCGACGUGCCUGAUCCAGAUGCGACUGUUCCUGAUACAGACACAGAGAAGCUAAAUGCUGCCUCUCUGCCCAAAUCCUACCACUCUCCCUGGGAGGAGGCCAUCAUCAAUGAUCCAGGCCUCGCUGAAACUUUCAAACUGGGCAUGCCUGCGAUGGACCCUCCACCAGAACUUCCCGAAUACAAAAGCUUCAACCGGGUGGCAACCCCAUAUGGCGGGUUUGACAAAGCACCGAGAGGAAUCAUAUUCAAACUUCCAGAACUGGAUCUCAACCUUCCUAAGUACCCAGAGCUCCAGGAUCCGGGAAUGAAGAGGCCCACCUUCAACAGAAGCGCCCAAGGAUGGAUAUCUGAGGGCACCCACCUCAUCUUGCCCACAAUCACCCUGGAGUCUAUCCAAAUCCCAGAGUCCGAAGACCUGUAAGGAGGUCUCGGGAUGGCAGUGGUCCAGUGAGUUACAAUGCUGCCAUUUUGGGUUUCGUCCACACAACUGAUGAAGGAAUGUUUCACUCAACUAUCGCUCCGAUGAUUAGUGUGUGUGCUGUACACGUCAUGUAAAUAGAAUGGAUUGGGAUUGUGCUGCAAAUCAUCCCAUAAGAGUUGCCAGUGAUUCUGAACUAAUGUAAAUAAAACAGCUGCAUUGUGGAUGUCACUUAUUCAAAAUCGGAAAAAAUUAAUUAAUUAGUAAUUGAAUGAGUUUCUUAAUGCAUCUAAUCAGAGGUAGGUAGUAACCAGUGUUGUUAAUAACGGCGUUACAAUAUAACGGCGUUACAAACGGCGUUAUUUUUUUCAGUAGUGGGUAAUCCAAUUAAUUACUUUUCUCAUCUUGGCAACGCCGUUACCGUUACUGAGGACGGAAAGGCAUGCGUUACUAUGCGUUACUAUAUUGGUCGAAAAGUCUGAGGGAGACUGACUCACCGAGACAACAGAGCAGAGCAGGAGUGUGGAGGAGGCAAGAAAGUUGUGACGCCGAACAAACGCGAUGCUAGGUAGCUCCAAUAAUAGACCCUACUCACGUGACGUCACAGCCACGCCCCCGCGCCAUGAUGUCCGCAUACUCGCCAUAGAAAUGCAUUAGCGCUUCGUAAAUUCUUCCUAUUAUUGCACGUUUUACUGCUCGUCAACAUUAAUACUCAAAAUGGUGAAGUCGUGUGUGGCGGUCGGUUGCAAAAACAGAGAAGAUAGACGGAGAGACUUGAAUUUUUACCGUAUUCCGAGAGACACGAAGAGGAGGCCGCGAUUGACUGCUGCAAUUCGACGAGACAACUGGGCUCCAAACGACUACCACAGAUUAUGUAGUAGUCAUUUUAUAUCUGUUAAGAUGCAUUUAAUAUAUAUUUAGAGGGUUUCGGGCUGACAACCAUAAUUAAGAUCAUUGCUAGGCUAAUCGCCGACAACAUACACGUAUGUAUGUAGUUAGUGCUAUCGCUAAACCAUAUAAACAUUAAAAGCCCUAGCUCCAUUGACAAAUGACAUGAAAUACAUUAGACUUGACAGUGGAUGUUAGCAAGAACAAAAGAUUUUCAAUUGAAAAUUUCGUAACUCACCUUCCCAGCACAAGAUUCCUGCCGAAUUUUCGUGUACGAGGACGUGUUUCACCUAACCAGCAACGUAGCAUUUAUAAGCCUCCAAGCUCUUAAAGUUUUUCAAACUUUCGUGAGAAUAGGCUGAUUUUGUGUGGGUAUCAGAUGUCAGGCGAAGCCAGCGGGUCGAAAAACAUCGAUUUAGGCAUCAAAUACGGAUCUGGCGAAUGGAUAAACUGAAGCUUUUCCACGUAACGCCUUUUAUGCAACGGAUCCAAUGAGUUUACAGCGUCAGAUAACACCGGGGCUUCCAUGAAUUGCUCUAUAACUUGCUCGACUAAUAGAAAACAAUGAGAAUAGGUCUGAAAAAGAGGUACAAUAUGGCGGCCGGAAACAGCGACACGCCCAUUUUGUGACGUAGGUGAGUAGGGUCUAUACAUGUUGUUGCCGAUAGCCUUCAAACUACGCCCGCAUGUUAUGGUAGAUAUGGUAGACAUGGUAGAUACCACAUGUACUGUAUAUAGAUAUAACUAGAUGCAAAAUGACAGACACUAAAUGCGUUAGUAGACAGCCGCCAUCUUGAAGCAGUAGACUUUUUAGGAUGGCUCUGUUGUAGAGAACCUUCCUAGCAAACCUAACUUUUUAUAUAAAAUACUUCUAAAUCGGCAAAAUCUUGACCUGAAUCUAUCUUUAAAUGAUGAAACAGUUUUAAAACUUUCAUAUGUCGAAAGUAGAGAGAAGGGAACUAAUGCAAUAAUGGGAGCAAUUCUAACAACUUUUAACAGUUGAUUAAGGGUAAAGAGUAAAUUAGGGUAAAGAAUUGGGCUCGGGCCAAUUGUACCAAAAACCUUCACAAAAAACUUCACAUAGUGUGGCCAAUGUUUUUUUUUUUUUUUUUUAUUGAGGGAAAAAAAAAAAAAGUAAUUAUCACCAAUUACUUUGCCAAGUAACUAAUUACUCUUACAUUCAGGUAAUUGAUUUACUAACGCAAUUACUUUUUGGGAGAAGUAAUUUGUAACUAUAAUUAAUUACUUUUUUUCAGUAAGAUUAACAACACUGGUAGUAACACGUUAAAUUUACUCCAUUACAUUUAUUUGAGUAACGUUUUGAGAAAAAUGUACUUCUUAGAGUAGUUUUACCACGCAAUACUUUUAACUUUUACUUGAGUAGACUUGUGAAGAAGACAUUACUCUUAAUCCGCUACUCUGGGCUACACUAGAGCCGUUACAUUUUUCUUCUUUCUACAUUUUUUUAAAACCAAUUUUAGUUUCAAAGAGACGUCGCAACAAUAAACAUGAUUCUAUUAUAACAAUCAGAGGAUUUUUUUUUCACCACUAGAAGGCACUCAUGCUCUUUCGACGGGUGAUUUUUGAUAGUUUUGUUCUGGUCUGAAUUCAAUCAUUUUUGUGUCAUCUUUUUGCUCUAAAAUGGUCAAGUUAGAGGUUAUAGUACAGUAUACUAAUAACAGUUCAUAUAAAUGAAUUGCUAAGAGAAAAAUAUAUAUCACUAAUAUAUAUUUUUUAAAAUCAGACAUUGUAAGCACUUACUCACAAUCUUACUCAUUGAGUAUUCUUUUCAAUGAAUACUUUUUACUUGUACCUGAGUACAUUUUUGGAUGACCACCGUAUUUUUCAGACUAUAAGUCGCACCUGAGUAUAAGUCGCACCAGCCAUAAAAUGUCCAACGAAGAGGAAUAAACAUAUAUAAGUUGCACGGGAGAAUAAGUCGCAUUUUUGGGGGAAAUUUACUUGAUAAAAUCCAACAAAUAGAACACAUAUGUCAUCUUGAAAGGCAAUUUAACAAAAAAAAAAAAAAAAAAACCCAAUAGAGAACAACAUGCUGAAUAAGUGGACAGUAUGAUAAUGUUACAUGAUGCAUUAACAUCGAAAUGCGAAUAUACUGUCCUCACCAGGAUGCUAUGGCUCGGUCCUGGCUAUACAGCGAGCUAAACUACCAAAUGACGAUGCUGGACGUCCGUAUAAUUUGCUGACUUUAUUUUGGACGUCGUUAUGACACCAUCAUUUGAAGAGUGAAUUAAAAAUAGAAAUAAUACAAAUCAAUUUCGUCCUCAAUACCAAACAGGUUCGCAUCAACGUAAAUAAAUGAUAAUGAGCCGCUAUUGCAGCAAUGACACAAACGGUUAGCAUGCUUUCGCUAGCAUUAGCACAUCGUUCAAACAACCACACAACUGGCUCUAAGUGUCCGAUAGUGGGUGGAAAACACACAACAACAACAAAAAAGAUGAUACACACAGGUGUUGCCUCUGUAGAGAUAUUUUACAAGCAUAAACAAUGAACAUCGGUUCGCAGGUCAUAGGUUCUCUCUAUCGCUCUCUCUCGCCCCCUCGCUCAGACGCUGCGUAGCUGUCAGUCUUCUUCUGGCGUGUGAGCGCUCUUCUUCGCGUAAAGCACCACAAACUAAGAGCAUGCAUUUCAAUAUAAAAAAGUCAAUAAUACAAUUGAACUCACAUUGCCAAAGGAAAGAACGCGAACGUGGCCAUAGCUUUUAAGAGUUUUUCAGAUAACUACAGCAUAAAGAACAUGCUAACAAGUUUACCAAACCAUCAGUGUCACUCCAAAACACCAAAAUAACAUGAGAAAUGAUAUCAUAAUGUGGUAAUAAUUUCACACAUAAGUCGAUCCUGAGUAUAAGUCGCACCCCCGGCCAAACUAUGAAAAAAACUGCGACUUAUAGUCCGAAAAAUACGGUACUAUUACUUGAGUAAUAUUAUUUAGAAAUAACUCUACUCUUACUUGAGUAAAGUUUUUGGCUACUCUGCAUCUCAUCAACAGCAGGCAAUUAUGGCUAGGUCUAAACUUAAGGUCCAAGUGAUAUUUGACUAAAUGCGGGCACGCAAUUUAGUAAAUAUAUACAUAUAAGUCAACAUUAAGGAUGAAGUUAGAUGUUUAUUUAAUGCCACUUCAUAUAUAGCAUAAGGUCCAUGUUCAAGUUCAUGUUCACUUUUUUUCUUCACUAGUAAGACUAAAUGCACUAUUAGAGCUACUGUCUUUCUUAGUAGUCGUUCAAGAAACACUUUGGUUGACUCAAAUACACCUUGCUAGUACACGGUUUUACUGCAUUAGUGUGAGUCAACUUGAAGGCAUGUGGCACACACGAGUAGCCUUCUUGAUAUUAGUAGUUGGGGAAAGACCCAUAUAAUAGUUUUUGCUCACUAUACAUGUAGUUGCCCUAACAGUAUGCCAAAAAUGCCCUAAAUUGCCAAAACAUCAUUCUGCAACAUUGUACAAAUUUAAAAAAAAAAACUGUGAUGAAGCCAUUUACAUACGCUCUAAUCCUAAAUUGUCUUACAAAUUAAGAGAAGGCAAAUACUAUUAAACUGGAUAUCAAAUUGAUGCUAUAGCACUGAAGUAAUGGCAAAACUAAAAGUGAAAAUACCUUUUCUUUAUCCACAACUUUAUUUGGAUUGUCACUAAAUAUUAAUAGACCUGCACAAAGAUAAGUACUGUUUUGCAUGUUCAUGCUAAAAAAGCACUCGAUUUUUAAAAAGAAUAUUAAACGACAUAAUAGUAAUGAAGCUCAAUUUGCGCAAGCAGUGAUGUUGGGAUUCUAAUUCUGGUGAUACAAAAAGAAACAAUAUAGAGAAGCGCGCCGUCAGUGUGUGCGUCAUUUUUCUUUAUAGCGCAGAGUCGGGCAGAUGGAGGGACAUUACAAAGUUGGCGCGGGCUCGUCACAAGAGAGGACGUCCCCGACUGGCUGAGCGGCAAUUAAACUAAUAAGAGCACAGGAAGAAGACCUCACAUGUGUCUGUGGGGACGGCUGAUGAGAGACAAUGCUAUAAACAGACAUACACGCUCCACUUUACUUUACCAUAGAUUUACUGUACAUUAUUCUUAACUCUCAAUGGACAUUUCCUCAGAUAAACCAAAUCCAAUGAUUGAAUACAAGAGUUUAUAAUAAAUUCCACUUUUACACAGACACGUUCUGGACAGAAUCCCACAGAGGCCUGUAUGAGUGCCAACAGAUACUUUGCUUGAAUAAAACCAGACGGCUGAUAUGUGCAGUGCUGAUGGGAAUACUUGGGAUCCAAAAUAAACAAGCAACCAGAACCCCUCAUAGAACUUCACAAUGUGGAAAUGACAAAAAAAAAAAAAAAAAAGAAAAUACAGAAGAAAAAUCAUGCAGCCAUCCAUUUUUUGUGGCACUUCUCAUUCGGACUGAGGGUGAGAUUGAGCCUAUACUGUAUAAUCUGAUUUUGGGCAACCUGGACUGUUCACCGGCAAAUCACAGUGCACAUUAAGAUUAAUAAUCAUUCACACUCAACAUAAUCUUUAAUCUACUUAAAUUAUAAUUAACACUAUUGAAUGAGAACAAAAACAGAUAAUUUCAAACAACAGGCAACUCUAAAUUACAAGGUCAGCUGAGAAGAGCUGAGAUUCAAACUCUUAAAACUGUGAGGCAGAUGUGUCAACCAUUUGGGCACUAUGUUGCCAAUACAAUUGUGUUUGUGUACACAUUGAAUCCACACAAAUAAAACGGGUUGUGUUUGACCACAGCUGUUUUCCAGAGGAGUGAUGCAAUAUCACGCAUGUUUUAUUGUUGAAAGUUUUUGCUGACCUGGGCUUGGAUGCCCGUAAGGGCCUUCCAUCUGGCCGUGUUAUUCCACUUUGGGUGCUAACUUGUUCCAAAUUCUUUGUUCACAAAAAAUAAGGGCUAUUGUAUGAAAUACGUACUAUAAUACAACGAUACCAUUUACAAUCACCAAUUGGCAUAUUUUUACCGUUCACUGAAAAACCCACUUAUUUCUGUUUUUUGUGCUUUCUGAAGAUGCUUUUAUAAGCCUUUUCAAAAUACAGAUCGGUGUCAAGGAAGCACGUUAAAGUGAUACACCUCGACAGAAAGACGAGCAGUACUUGAGGGAGGAGCUAAAUUUUCUACAAGUGGUUAGAAAGAAGUUGAUGAAGCAACUAGGACCACCAGGACAAGGCAUGAGUGGCUGGGAGGAAGCUGAUUGCUUCAUAGAAUACACAGAAAAUGUUUGCAAUAUAUGGUGAGGAUAGCGUGGUGCAAUACUUUCGUAUUGGAGUGCUGGCGAUGUCUUCGGGUAAUGACGUCAUCAGGCGCGUCCCUCGUUGCUAAGGUGCUGCUAUGGCAGUAACUCAAAAACUACACGGUCAAUUCAAAAAAUGUUUUGGGAAUGGGAGUUUUGAGACAGCGAAUAAUGCAUUCAAUACAAUUAAACUGAGCAAAACACUCAUGAAUUAAAGCCUUCACCUGCACUUUAAACCGGACUGAGACUCAUGAUUUUUGAGCGGACGACUGUUCGUUUGUUUGGUCCGAAGUAGAAUUCGGAUGCGCAUUCACAUUUACAAAACGAAGCAGACUAUCUGAGAAAAAGAAUUCUGGUCUGUUUAAAAAGGACCAAACAGUGCUAGUGUGAAAGUGCCCUAACAGUUAAAGUAGAAGUGGCAUAGAUUGAAGCCUAUUUUUAAAAAAAAAUUGCCAAAACGCUGCUUGUCGUUAAAUGACUUCAUUUGAAUUUGCUGCAACUAUUAAGCACAAACUAAUUUUGUCAGUUAUGGUUUCCCUUGAAAGGGCCAUCAUGACUGUGAAUGCCUCAAAUGAAUAAAUGCACAAAUUACAUAUA
Molecule: messenger RNA, 7642 nt
Organism: Corythoichthys intestinalis (scribbled pipefish)
Lineage: Eukaryota; Metazoa; Chordata; Actinopteri; Syngnathiformes; Syngnathidae
Gene: myoz2b
Product: myozenin 2b
Exons: 6
Coding region: 207-938 (243 amino acids)
Cellular component (GO): actin cytoskeleton; Z disc
Molecular function (GO): telethonin binding; actin binding; FATZ binding
Source: RefSeq, a predicted model, not a curated record